Messenger RNA from Fulvia fulva, 924 nucleotides. RefSeq lists its product as uncharacterized. Bases 1 to 924 code for a protein of 307 amino acids. The record is from RefSeq and is a predicted model, not a curated record. NCBI's taxonomy places the organism in Eukaryota, Fungi, Ascomycota, Dothideomycetes, Mycosphaerellales, Mycosphaerellaceae. The transcript has a single exon.
AUGUCGCAACCAACUCGCACCUAUGGCGACAAUGGCGGUUCUGUUGCUACACAUCCUUCCCACAGCGUGGUCUACAUUCCUGUGACUUACAUUCCGCCUGCGGCAGCAGCUCAACCCGAGCAAACCACCUCUUCAAGCACUCUAGCGCCAAUCGCCGCAACAUCUCAACAAUCAUCCUUCGCCCUAGUUCCCAUCCAAGCCACAUCUGCUCAAGACACCGCUUCGACGACCAACAACAAUGCCGCGGAAAUCUCAACAAUCACUCCACCACAACCUAUGGUCCUUGUGCCCCUUUCAGCACUCCCGCCACCCACGUUGACACCCAAACGAACCUACGACCUCGUAUUCGUCGUCACACCCGGCAAGAAAAGAACCUACCACCGCGAACUCCAACUCAACGGACACCCCAUCUACACCAUUGAGCGCGACAAACCAUACUUCAAAGCCCGGCAGCUCAACUUCCUAGACUCCCAAACGCGCGAGUAUCUCGCAGGUGUCAGACUGGGCCAUUGGAACAGGAAAGUCUCGAUCUGCCUGGGCAAUCCAUACCAGAAUGAGGCAUACGUGAAGAUAUACCAGGAGCCACAGUUCAACUAUCAAGGCCGUGGGUACGAGUGGCAGAUGAUCGAGUCAACUCAGACGAGGACUUUGAUUGAGAUGGGUCAAAAUGACGGUAAAGUUUUGGCGAGGUGGAAGGUGGAUGAGGGUGUGGGGACUGUGCAGUGGAUGGUGAUACCAGAGAGGACGUUCGAGGUUUGGUGUUUGGCUGCGAAUUUUGCGUUGACCGAGGCGAGACACAGCAGUAUUGGUGGGAAUGGGGCGGGAGGCUGUGGAGGGGGUCCUUGUGGUGGUUCUGGCGGAGGCGGAGGUGGAGGGGGCGGCGGUGGAGGAGGGGGCGGAUGUUCGGGUUGUGGUGGGUGCUGA